Abrus precatorius (Indian licorice) is the source of this 851-nucleotide messenger RNA. RefSeq names its product LOB domain-containing protein 21-like. Lineage: Eukaryota; Viridiplantae; Streptophyta; Magnoliopsida; Fabales; Fabaceae. The record is from RefSeq and is a predicted model, not a curated record. The transcript has a single exon. Bases 30 to 560 code for a protein of 176 amino acids.
ACAUAGGAAAGUGAAAGCAAGUGAAAGCCAUGAAGAGUUAUGAGCCCCGUUCAAGCUCUUCAUGUGCAGCUUGCAAGUUGUUGAAAAGAAGAUGCAUACCCAAUUGUAUUUUUGCACCUUACUUUCGGUCCGAUGAGUGUAAGAAAUUUGCAAAGGUGCACAAGGUGUUUGGAGCCAGCAAUGUGAGCAAGAUCCUCAUUGAAGUUCCAGAAGAGCAGAGGGAAGACACAGUGAAUUCUCUUGCAUAUGAGGCAGAGGCAAGGCUUAGAGACCCAGUUUAUGGAUGCAUUGGUGCCAUAGCCCUUUUGCAAAGGAAGAUGGUGGAGCUUCAACAUGACUUGGCCAUUGCUAAGGAUCGUCUUGCUCGUUGUCAUGCUGCUGCUUCUGCUGCUACCAACCCUUCUCCUGAUAUCUUGCUUGCCCAUGUUAGCUUGCCCCCCUUCCCUGACUUUUCCACUUCCACUGAUUUCAAUGAUAUCUUCUGCCACAGUUCUUCAUCUCAAUUAUUGAACCGACAUGAAACGGUGGAUGAUUUCAAUCAAAUCCCAUAUAUAUUUUAAUGUUAUGCAUGUUAUGGUCCCCCUUUAGAAUGUACUUGUUAUGAGUCUUCUGAUCAAUCAAAAGCAGCUACUCUGUCGUAUCUGCUAAUGAAUAAGAGCUCCAAGAAUGAAUUGGUCUGAAUUGAAAACUCUCAACAGAAAUGUAUUAUUGUUUUGUGUUGAAUUCCACGGUUCCUAUGCUACUAUAGCAUUAGCAGCUAGGAACAGCUGGAAAAUGAUGGGUAUCUUGGCCUUUUUAGUAUAACUUUUGUAAUAGCAAAUUGGCAAUAGGAUUUUUGUUGUUCAUGCUUU